Aphanomyces invadans is the source of this 738-nucleotide messenger RNA. RefSeq lists its product as hypothetical. The record is from RefSeq and is a predicted model, not a curated record. The coding region runs from base 1 to 738 and encodes 245 amino acids. NCBI's taxonomy places the organism in Eukaryota, Oomycota, Saprolegniomycetes, Saprolegniales, Verrucalvaceae. Gene Ontology annotation, cellular component: membrane. The transcript is spliced from 5 exons.
AUGAUGGACCCUUUCGACUACAUGGAUGAGCACGACAAGUGCCUUCUCCUUACAGAUGGAUUCUCUCGGUUCAUCCAAAUGUUACUGGGAGUUUGUGCAAUCGGCGUCCUCUUUAUCAAACGGGAAAUUGAGAUUCCCAAGCGCGAGUUUAAUGUGUGGACCUUUGAUGUGAGCAAGCAAGGCCUCGGAGCGCUUUUCGUGCAUAUUGUUAACAUCUUCUUGUCCAUCUUGCUGACCCAACGAUCAAAAGCAGACGACGAUCAGUGCGCCGUGUACUUUGUGACGUUCCUCAUCGACGUUUCCCUUGGUACCUACAUGCUAGUCAUCCUGGCGCAAAUCAAGGCGUUUGCCAAAUGGAUCGGGUGGACUUCCAUCGUCACAUCAGGGGAGUACGGCAAUCCCCCUCAGUUCGUUGUGUGGCUCAAGCAGUUCAGCGUGUACCUUGUGAGUUUGAUUGCGAUGAAGGUGGUCGUGACCAUCCUUGUGUACAUUUUGUAUAUCCCGCUGGCGACAGGGAGCACCUACAUCUUUUCGAUCUUCAGUCAUCAUCGGCAUGCUGAGCUUGUGGUUGUCAUGAUUCUCGGGCCAUGCGUGGUGAACAUCAUACAAUUCUGGGUCCUCGACAACUACCUCAAGCAUGCCGUGACCGGACCGCCCGCGUCUCCCACCUUUGCGCGUGUUCCCAGCAUCGACGAUCUCAUCGACGAAAACCAUCCUCAUACACCUCUUUUGCUGUAA